AGAUGUGCUCGCCCAUACUGAACCCGAAGCAUGGAGAGGGGAAAUAAAACAGCUAAGGGAUGUGUCCACAACGUCAAGUCGCUUCCUUGAGCUGCCAGUUGAAAUUCACUUGCGCAUCAUGGAAUUCCUCGCGCCCUCGACAAGCGUCUACACUCUCGUCACAAGCUGCCGGACCAUGCGAUUGGCGGCGUACAAUCACCCUACCCUUGCCCGAAAGCAGGUGUUCAAUGGCGAUCUCUAUAGCGAUUCUUCCUUUGCGAAGCAUUUUCUCGCAUCUUUUGAACGCAGCAAGGAGGGCUUCACUGAUGAAAUUCUCGAAGAAAGCAAUUGUAGAGGCGUUGGCCCGGACAGCGCACUUAAAUUUGCUUCCCUCGCGAUCCGGUUUCAUCACGACGUUGUGUGGGAGCUGAACACGGGUGAAGCCGACCGCAUGCGUACUUGCAACCAAAUUUCUCGCCAUGCGCAGCAAGUACACCUAUACGAUCUGCGGCUGCGGCGGGAAAUCUCGCACAGCUCCUUCCCUGCAUUGCUGCCUCAGGUCCGGACAUCACUUCGCCAAUCCUCGAGACUCUCGAACGAUCGCAUUCAUCUGCGAUGGCAAGUUGUUUGCAAUCCACAUUCAGGCCUCUUUGCAUUUAUGGGAAGGGCUCCCCAUUGCAUCUAUCCCCCUCUCUCUCUACCUCAAAUCACUCGGGAGAAUGCCUAUCACCUUGCUGUUCCAACAAAUGAUAGGCGCGUCGUCAUGUUUGACAGAAAUCGCGCUCUCAUCUCGGUCUGGGAAAUCGUCCAGGCGGAUCGAGACCCAGUUGCCUGCAUCGAGCUCCGGAUCCGCCGCCAAGAUGCGCUCGUCUUGGACGCUGGUGGGCAACCCUGUAUAACGAGCGAUCGCAUCCGCUUCUUUACGGAUGACACCUUAAUCGCCUCUCUUGAUGGUACUCGCAUCGACACGUUGCACUCACUCACAGAGCACAUCUACCACGUGUCCAAUCACACCUUCAUCUCCCUUCCGCUACGUCCGCGGGAGAUGCGCGGCUUGCGCUGUGUGCAGAGCAGGAUUGCACACUUGGAGCGCCUGGAUAAGGCGGAUAACGGCGCUCCUUCCAAAUGGCUUCUUUACCGCUCGGCACGCACUGAGCCCACCUGGGGUAAACUUGGGUCUACCGGGCUUUCAACCCUGACAUGGAAGGACGAUGCAGAUGUGCAACGUUGCUCAAGCCAGCCUUUCUGCCCCGGGUCCUGCAAUCUGGAGCGCAGAGCGCCACGUUUCUCGCAUGCUUGAUCGGGCGGCCGCACAUUGUGUCUUCCGAUGGUAAAGCGAUGCUGCUGCGGUUGGAGCGUGCAACCGUUCCCCACGCCUGGCGCUGGCUGCUGUGCGUCUU
Molecule: messenger RNA, 1379 nt
Organism: Tilletiaria anomala UBC 951
Lineage: Eukaryota; Fungi; Basidiomycota; Exobasidiomycetes; Georgefischeriales; Tilletiariaceae
Exons: 2
Coding region: 119-1279 (386 amino acids)
Source: RefSeq, a predicted model, not a curated record